GGGAGAGAUUGCCCUGACCAGGAGUCGAACCAUGACCUCCUGGUUCAGAGGUCAAUGCUCAAUUGCUGAGCUACCCCGGCAGGGCUGGAUCAGACUAAUGCAUUAGCCUUGUUGUGACUCCCAUACAACUUCUCAAUUUAUUAAUUGACUUUUCAUACAUAUUAUUGUAUAAUGGACAGCAGAUAUAUAUUAACUUGAAUAUUCCUAUCCACUUCUUAAUUAUCUUUAUAAAUAAUAUUCUUAAUUAUUCAUCAAUUACUUGAGUGUUUGUUAUCAUUCUGUCUAGCUGUCACUUCUUAAAGAAUUGACAGAUGGAAUUGUGAACCUAGAAUGCUAUUAGCCAACCCUGAUUUUUGUUGAUGCAGUCACAUUGCUCACCUGACAAGUUUUGUGUGAGUCAUUUAGUCUCCCUAGGCAACAGCUCUUUCUCAUUUUUGUCUACUGGGACAGUGAUAUCCCAUCUCUACCUGUUUCCUCUGUGAGCAGGGCUCCUAGUUUUCCAACCUUGAAGUGUUUUAUAAUUAAAGCAAGGAGAAGAUUUGUGGGUGUUGAAUAUGCAAGGAGCUGAAAAGAGAGAUUGGAAGAGAGAUUUUUCCAGGUGAGUUAGCAAGGUACAACCAGUGGGAGAAGCAGCAGGGCUUUGGAAAUUUUACAGGAGAAACUGAAUGAAGCUCAGGCAAUAAAACUAUCAUCUCUUUAGGGUCGUUGUGGGUAGAACUGGGUAUCUCUUGGGGACUUUUCCCCUGUACUUAUUUUAUCUCUUUCAUUCCCAGGAUUUGCCAUUUUACAUUCUCCCACUAUCCUCCAUUCUUUAGAUAUAAAACAUCCAUGUUUCCUGUCUUGCCCUAAUCAUUAGCUUGUUGUUGUUUGUUAUUUUCCCCUUAUCUCCAUUGUCUCUGGUUCUCUCACUCUCUGGGUGUCUGUAGCUGCCCUUUCCAUGGAAUUCCUAAUUAAUGGUGAUCACCUUAUCCUGAUAUAGAUCUCUUCUACCACUUGCAACUUUGAAUUAGUUGUCCCACUUGCUUUUUACUGAGACCUGCAAAGUUAGGUCCCAGAACUUCAAGGGCCUUCACUUUGCCAUGUAUAAGAGAGAUUGAUUCUGAUGGUUUCUUUCAGGUUGGGUGAACAAGUCUGCUCCAGAGCAGGAUGUCUCUGAAAUUGAGUCACCGGGGACAGUAGGAAACAGGCUCCAAGAGGAUGAAUCCCGGGAUUCUACAUUUGAACAAAAAUAUGCAUGUGAGAACAUGAAGGAAAACUUUCCUGAACACGUGCCCAGGUCAUGCUUUUUCCAGGAAGGAGGUUUUGGGGGAAUAACUUUCAUCCGAAAGGAAGCACUUCCUAAAAUGAUGAGCCAAGAAUAUAAUUUUGAGAAGAGGUUGCUUUUGACCUCAAGCCUUGUUACUCAUCUCAGGGUUUCUACAGAAGAUAGUCUACAUCAGUGGGAGACAAGUAGCAUACACACCAAUGAGAUUUCAAACCAAAGUAAAUGCUCAACCCUCUCCAUUCGGAAAAAGUCUUGGAAAUGUAACGAAUGUGGAAAAACAUUUACUCAGAGCUCAUCCCUUACUCAACAUCAGAUAACUCAUACUGGAGAGAGACCCUAUGUAUGUGAGGAAUGUGGGAAAGCCUUUAGUUGUAGUUCAUUCCUUGUCCAGCAUCAAAGAACUCACACCGAAGUGAAACCAUACAGAUGUGAGCAAUGUGGGAAAACAUUUCGUUGUCGAUCAUUUCUUACUCAGCAUCAAAGAAUCCACACUGGAGAGAAACCUUAUAAAUGCAAUGAAUGUGGGAAUUCCUUCCGCAAUCAUUCACAUCUCACUGAACAUCAGAGAAUUCACACUGGAGAGAAACCUUAUAAAUGUAAUAGGUGUGGCAAGGCAUUCAAUCAGAAUACACACCUCAUUCAUCAUCAGCGAAUCCACACUGGUGAGAAACCUUACUCAUGCACUGAAUGUGGCUCUUCUUUUCGUAAACACUCAAAUCUUAUACAACAUCAGAGAAUUCACACGGGGGAAAAACCCCAUAAAUGUGAUGAUUGUGGGAAAACUUUUCAAACAAAGGCAAAUCUUUCUCAGCAUCAGAGAAUUCAUACUGGAGAGAAACCCUAUAAAUGUAAGGAAUGUGGAAAAGCUUUUUGUCAGAGUCCAUCCCUUAUUAAACACCUGCGAAUUCAUACUGGAGAGAAACCUUAUAAAUGUAAAGAAUGUGGCAAAGCUUUUACUCAGAGUACCCCACUCACGAAACAUCAGAGAAUUCACACAGGGGAGAGACCCUACAAAUGCAGUGAAUGUGGUAAAGCUUUCAUUCAGAGCAUUUGUCUUAUUCGGCAUCAGAGAAGUCACACUGGAGAAAAACCUUAUAAAUGCAAUGAAUGUGGGAAAGGGUUCAAUCAGAAUACCUGCCUCACUCAGCACAUGAGAAUUCACACUGGAGAGAAGCCCUAUAAAUGUAAAGAAUGUGGGAAAGCCUUUGCUCAUAGCUCAUCUCUUACUGAACAUCAUAGAACUCACACUGGUGAGAAGCUCUUUAAAUGUAGUGAGUGUGAGAAAACCUUCCGCAAGUAUGCACACCUUAGCGAACAUUACAGGAUUCACACUGGUGAGAAGCCUUAUGAAUGCAUUGAAUGUGGAAAAUUCUUCAGACAUAGUUCAGUGCUUUUCAGACAUCAGAAACUUCACAGUGGUGAAUGAACCUGGCAUUAGGUAAUGGCAGUUUCUCAAGAAAUAGUGGCUAGGAAUCUGGCUGAGGAGUGGGGGCAGGUAUAGUUCCUGGAAGGAAGGAUGAAAUAGCCUUAAAUGCUGCCCUCAUAAGAGUAUUUCCAGAAAUAUUUGUGGGGGCUUGGAGAAUGCAGAGCCUACUCCAGGUGGGCAUCUGGGAGUACCGGGUAGAAAGGAAGUUCCUGCUUUUCAGAUAAAUCCUUGUUGCUUGCCACUCCUCUCUUCUCAUGUGACUCUCAUACCUUGAAGUGCCAUUUGUUAAGUUAAUGUUUGUCGUUCCCUUACUACACUCACCUAUCUUCCCAAAUUGUCAUGUAUGUUCACUCACCAGUUGGCUUAGAUGCUUUUCCAAACACUGUCAUUUUGAAAGUGGCAGCAGUUUGAGAUAGUGCUAAGUAGCCUCUAGAUUUCGGAGGCAGCUCUGACCAUGUUACUGUGGGGGAAGCUGCUCAGCCUGUGGAAGUGGUCCCAUAAAGGGGAGACAGAAACAAGUGAAAGAUGGUCCAUAUUCAUUUACCAAUAAGGAGAUAUGGACCAAGAACGGGUGAUCUCAACAUAUACGUUGGUAAAGAAGGCUUUUAUCAGAAUGAGGGAGAUCUUUCCUGAUCCUAUUAAGCUGGAGAAAGAAAUAGGUCAAGAGAGACUUUUCUUGAAUGAUGCCAUUUCUGGAAGGGAGUCAUAUUUGCUGAGAAGGCCAUGGGGACGAAGGGCCAACCUCUGUUCCAGAGGAACGGUAGCUUAUCCAGGAUGGAAAUGCCUGUGCUUGGCUAGUGAUCAUAAGCCACAGAGCAAGAAACCUGCUUAUGCCUGAGCAAGCCAUCAGCAUACCACUGGCCUAGACAGAGGUGUACACCUUUCUCUUGAGCUUAUAAAUGUGGCUGGGUUACUGGUUCACAGGGAAUCGGGGAGAGACACCCACUAAGAUUAACUGUCUAAACCAAAUGGGAUUUGACUCAGUUUGUUUGCUUUUAAGGAGAAGAAAGCGUUAGUGAAGAAGGAAGACAGCCUUUUAGAUUGGCUGGAGUUGGGGGAUGCUGCACCAGACCUAAUGAAAGUGUUGGUCACUCGUUGGGAGGGCUAGGUUUCAUGUAAUUAUGCCACUGGUGGUAUAAUACAGAUUUGUUAGAUCUCAGGUGUUUCUAAUUUUAUUAGGCAUAUGUUGUCCUGGAUAUUUACCCUUAGGUACAGAUUAGGAGUAUCUAGGGCAGUGAUGGCGAACCUAUGACAUGUGUGUCAGAGGUGACAUGUGAACUCAUUUUUUUGGUUGAUUU
This is a messenger RNA of Myotis brandtii (Brandt's bat), 3988 nucleotides long. RefSeq names its product zinc finger protein 35. Bases 1245 to 2690 code for a protein of 481 amino acids. The record is from RefSeq and is a predicted model, not a curated record. NCBI's taxonomy places the organism in Eukaryota, Metazoa, Chordata, Mammalia, Chiroptera, Vespertilionidae. Gene Ontology annotation, biological process: regulation of transcription by RNA polymerase II. Gene Ontology annotation, molecular function: DNA-binding transcription factor activity; RNA polymerase II cis-regulatory region sequence-specific DNA binding. The transcript has 2 exons.